AUGUCAAAAUAUAAUAUAAUAUGCAAUCAAUAUAAAAAUUAUAUUGGUAAAAACUCAAUUGAUCAUUUAAAGCAACUAGUUGAGAUCAAUAAAGUAAACAAUACAUCGAUACCAUGCAUAUUGCUUGGCGGGACACAAUUAACUGGGAAAUCAACAUUAGGUAAAAACCUUGCAAAACAUUAUGGUGGGGGUCACUUUUAUUCAGUGGGUGGAUUUUUUAGAGAAGCUGCCCAAUCAAUAGGACUCACUAUUGCAGAGCAAUCAAGAUUACUUAGAAUAGUCCAAGAAAAUUUAGAUCAAAACUCUGUAGACGAUGCAUUAAAACGUUUGGGUGGAAGAAGAAUGGAUAUCGAAAUGGAUUAUAAAACAUGUGAAAUUAUUGCUGGAGGUGAUAAAAAUAGCCAACAAUUAUAUAAAUAUUUAGUGAUCGAAGGUAGACAACCUGCAAUUAUGGGAACCCUAUUGGAAUCACUAGGCAGAGAAGAUUUAAUUAAAAUAUAUGUUACUUGCAGUGCACGUGAAAGAGCCAUCAGAUUUAUUAGCAGAGAAAUUGGUGAAGAAUAUGCCCAACAAGCCGACAAAUACCUUUCAAACAAUUACAAAUCGGAUGAAUCUCUCUCAAGCUUAACAAAUGAAAUUUCAAAACUACCAAUACCAUCCAUCAAAAGCAUAGCUGAAGCAUUCCAAAAGAACCAAAACAGAGACGAAGAUGAUAGAAAAAGAUAUAUUGAUUUAUAUGGAUUAGAUUAUGAAGAUAUAUCUUAUUAUGAUAUUUGCAUCGAUACUACAGGAAAUACAGCAGAAACCAAUUUUAAAAAGGCUACUGAAUAUAUUGAUAGAUACGAUUUUAAAAAUAGAAUAAAUAAAAAUAAUAUGUAA
Dictyostelium purpureum is the source of this 879-nucleotide messenger RNA. RefSeq lists its product as uncharacterized. NCBI's taxonomy places the organism in Eukaryota, Evosea, Eumycetozoa, Dictyosteliales, Dictyosteliaceae. The coding region runs from base 1 to 879 and encodes 292 amino acids. The record is from RefSeq and is a predicted model, not a curated record. The transcript is spliced from 2 exons.